Ilex paraguariensis (yerba mate) is the source of this 279-nucleotide messenger RNA. NCBI's taxonomy places the organism in Eukaryota, Viridiplantae, Streptophyta, Magnoliopsida, Aquifoliales, Aquifoliaceae. The record is from the annotation of a GenBank genome assembly.
AUGGAAGAAGAAAUUCCAACUACCUAUACAAGUAUGAAGAUGGAUGUUGACGAAAUAGUGGAAUAUUACAUAAGAUAUGGUAAUGGCCUAGGAUUUCCCAUAAAAAGAAGAACAUCGUCAAAGGGAGAUGAUGGAGAGCUAAGAUUUGAGACAUUUGCGUGUUCUCGCUCGGGAAAGUCAAAAUCUACAUCAAAAAAUGCCUUCCAAAUGCGUCUAAUCACUAAAAUUGAUUGUAAAGCUAAGUUGAGAGCAACAAUAUGUCCCGAUGGCAUGUGGUGA